Molecule: messenger RNA, 479 nt
Organism: Paramuricea clavata
Lineage: Eukaryota; Metazoa; Cnidaria; Anthozoa; Malacalcyonacea; Plexauridae
Source: the annotation of a GenBank genome assembly
CAAAAAUAUAAAAUGGUGGGAAACUUACAGCAGAUAUCGUCUCAGAUUUCAAAUUUUAACCUGCGAACGGGCAUUCUCAUUACGGGCUGUAUGGCCUGCGGAGGAGGUAGGGUGACGUGCGAAAAUGUGCUUUGUGUCAUGUCAUGUUGACAUAAGAAUACGAGAAUAUGGCUGGUUUUACCCAUCUUGCUUGGGUUGAUCGUUCGAUACCUGAAGAUCAUCUCACAGCCGUACUUGAAGAGGACGAACUAUCGAUGGUUACCAUUGUCGAAGAAAUACUUCGCUGUGGGGAAUCGUUUGACAAAACGUCAAAAUCGAUAUGCUAUAAGAAAUUGCGUGUUUAUAUACGACAAGGCUUAUCGCCAGUUCUUCGACCUAAUACAUGGAAAACACUGAGCGGUUCUCGCAAAGUUAUCGAAACUACGCCGAGUCUGUUUCACGAGAUUCAAAAUGAUAUAGGUAUAAAGAAACUAGUGUAG